AUGGAAGGAUUUAACGAAGGUAGUUCGGACAUACUCCAAACACUGGCUCGUCAGAAAAGAGUAUGAUAUCACUACAGAGGUGGCCAAAAGUCGCGCAACGCUUACCGCCCUGUAUGCAUUACGGCGCAGUUUCUCCCUCCACGUCGUUUCCGUUACGUCAUAUUGCAACUUUGGUCUCGUUAUCUUGUUUACGUACAAUAACGAUAUCUUCCGUGGUAAGCGAAUUAUCUGGCAACAAGAUGUAGCCCCAUGUCAUUAUGCGGUUGUGGUUCGUGAUUUUUUGAAUAAAAACUUCAACGAGUGGAUUGGUCGCCGUGGGACAACGGAAUGGCCCCCAAGAUCACCCGAUCUCACACCUUGUGAUUUCAGCACGUGUGUAGUUAUCAAAUAUCGAGUUUACAAGACGCCAAUCAAAAAUUUGAUCCAUUUAAAAAAGCGAAUCGAGGAAGAAUUCCAAAUUUUGAGCACCGGUUAUUCGUAUCUUUACAACGCCACAAACGCGGUAAAAAAACGUUUUGGAGCAGUUAUUGAAGCUGGAGGACAUCAUUUUGAACAUUUAUUAUAA
This is a messenger RNA of Cinara cedri, 565 nucleotides long. NCBI's taxonomy places the organism in Eukaryota, Metazoa, Arthropoda, Insecta, Hemiptera, Aphididae. The record is from the annotation of a GenBank genome assembly.